UCGUCUAUUUUGGGUAGCCUUUGUUGCUAAUCGCGGGCGCAUAACAAAGAUGGCGGCCAAAUUGCUCUGAACCUACGGUAAUUUCGCGAAAGUUGUCAAGUUGUUGGCUUUUCCAUUCACAUCAAGAUUUCUUCAGUUUAUGUAAAUACGACACCAACUUCUCGAAACGUAAUUUGUGGUGCCUUUCUAGAGUUAUGAAUUUGUCGAACUUCAACGUUAGACUUUGGAACCAUGCAAGAAAUACGCGACGUACACAGUGCUUAAGAAACUACCUGGCGAAAAGCCGAUCAUUAUCAUCAAGGGUACUGUUUCCUACUCUUGAUGGGAGAUUUGACAGAAAUAGUGAGCUGUUUCAAGAAUGCAAAAGGAGAGGCGAAGAAGUAGAGAUCUCUUACAAAAACUUGAUAUCAGUAGCUAAACAAGGUGGUGGAGAAAGUGCUCGUCAAAGACACACGAUCAGAAACAAGAAACUUCUUGUUAGAGAGCGCAUAAGUCGGCUCCUGGACAAAGGAUCUGACUUCUUGGAAUUCUCCCCCCUUGCUGGUCUUGAUCUGGAAUAUGGUACCAUUGCCUCUGCUGGGGUGGUGUCUGGCAUUGGAAGGGUAUCUGGAAAUCUUUGUGUUAUACUUGCGAAUGAUGCCACAGUGAAGGCGGGUACUUUGUAUCCUAUUGGGGUCAAAAAGCAGCUUAGAGCACAAGAGAUUGCUGAGCAAAACAGAUUGCCACUUAUUUUUCUGGUUGACUCUGGUGGUGCAUUUCUGCCCCUACAGGCUGAAAUUUUUCCGGAAACAGGAGGGAGAACAUUUUAUAAUGAGGCAGUCAUGUCUUCCUGUGGAGUCCCAGUGGUCUGUGUGGUGUGUGGUUCAUGUACUGCCGGGGCUGCCUAUGUUCCAACAAUGGCAGAAGAAACUGUCAUCAUAGACAAGAUAGGAACCAUAUUUCUGGGUGGUCCACCAUUAGUCAAGGCAGCCACAGGAGAGAUUGUAUCAGCAGAAGACUUAGGUGGUGGACUCCUUCACUCAAGUGUUAGUGGAUGUACAGAUCACUUUGCUACUGAUGAAAAGAGUUCCUUAGAGAUGACUCGUCAAAUAGUGGCAAGUCUAAACAGGAAGGAAUUACCUGCCCCUUCACCAUCAUACAUAGAGCCCCCUCUCUACCAAAGUGAUGACUUAGUGGCCCUUUCUCAAUUUGAUAAAGAAAUCCUACCAAUUUACCAGAUCAUAUCACGUAUUGUAGAUGGGAGUCGUUUUCAGGAAUUCAAAGCAAAAUAUGGACCAGAGCUUGUUUGUGGUUUUGCACAUAUUUAUGGAAAUGUAGUUGGUGUGGUUGCAAAUAAUGGGUCUGUUACUUCACAAUCAGCUCUAAAGGGCGCACACUUUAUAGGGCUGUGCUGCCAGCGUGAUGUGCCUCUUGUGUUCUUGCAAAACACCACAAGUCCACAGAGACCCUUGACAGCAGAUGCUGCGGGACAGCUUAUUAAGGACAUGGCCAAAAUGAUCCACUCUGUUGCUUGUGCCCAGGUUCCUAAGUUUACAAUUAUCAUGGGAGGAAGCUAUGGACCAGAAUCUUUUGCCAUGUGUGGACGCUCUUUUGACCCAAGAUUUAUCUACACCUGGCCAUCUGCGCGUGUUGCAAUGGAUUCACCUGAAAACCUCACCAAAAUAGCCUUGAUACAGGGUGAAAACCAGAGUGAUAAUCAAGAUGAAAAGGAAGCCAAACUUCUAAAGAAAUAUGAUGCUGAGUCAGGGGCGUAUUAUGGCACCGCACGCUUAUGGGACGACGGAGUGAUUCUACCCCAAGAUACAAGGAAGGUUCUCGGCCUCAGUCUCCGCGCUGCCUUGGCGUCUGCGACCCAGCGGUUUGAACCCCCCAAAUACGGCGUGUUCAGAAUGUGAUAUCUAACUGAUCGUCAUCUAUCAGGUGUACAUUAUAUGUAUAAUUGUAUGAUGAUACCCAAGCUUGUAGUGCCAUCUUCUGAGACAGCAUUGCUAAGGGCUUUUUAGGAUAUGGACUAGGAAGAGAAAGAUAAGGGAUCGUAUGAACUGCAGAGCAGAAGUGCGCUCUAGUCCUCGAGAACGAACACGAACUAUGAAUGAUUAUACACAAACGAGUAUUAGCCUGAAGAAUGAGUAAUCUACGAAUACAUACGAGUAGACUUCAUAGGAGUAACUCACGAGUACAUUCGAUAAACCCACGACUACAUGCGAUUAAUCUAAGAUUACAUAAUACUACAAUGCGAUUAACCCACGACUACAUGCGAUUUACAGACCACUCGCCCGCAUACGAGUGACUUCUUAGUAUUACGAGUUAUUGAUGACUAUUUAUGACCACAUGCAAGAAACCUACAAACUUGCAAACGAGAAUCGAAACCAUUUGAUUCAAAUUGCGUGACAUGAAAAACCUACCGACUCUAUGUAUGAUUAAAUACGAUUUGCCCACGUACCAGUAGCUUACCACCGCAUGUGUGACUGUGUAUAUGAGUUACCUACGAUAGCGUACUAGUAGCUUGCAAGUGCAUGACUUGUGUAACUGUGUGCAUUAUGUCCCUAAGUCCAGGAACACGUUAUUGUUUGCCAGCAUAGAGGGUAAUUUGGGCUUCAAAAGUGGAUAUAAAGCAGCCUUUUCAAAUUCCAAAUAUUUGAAUGCCAUUUUUACAUUUAUUGUAUUUAUUUUUACCCCUUUAGGGGGGAUUUUUACGAUCCCGAGGUUGGUCUCUCGAUAAACUCGAACCUCCUGUAUAAAGACUAAAGUUUUUAA
This is a messenger RNA of Nematostella vectensis (starlet sea anemone), 2757 nucleotides long. RefSeq names its product probable methylcrotonoyl-CoA carboxylase beta chain, mitochondrial. Lineage: Eukaryota; Metazoa; Cnidaria; Anthozoa; Actiniaria; Edwardsiidae. Bases 195 to 1895 code for a protein of 566 amino acids. The transcript is spliced from 14 exons. Gene Ontology annotation, cellular component: methylcrotonoyl-CoA carboxylase complex; mitochondrion. The record is from RefSeq and is a predicted model, not a curated record. Gene Ontology annotation, molecular function: methylcrotonoyl-CoA carboxylase activity. Gene Ontology annotation, biological process: L-leucine catabolic process.